Molecule: messenger RNA, 960 nt
Organism: Diabrotica virgifera virgifera (western corn rootworm)
Lineage: Eukaryota; Metazoa; Arthropoda; Insecta; Coleoptera; Chrysomelidae
Exons: 3
Coding region: 350-742 (130 amino acids)
Source: RefSeq, a predicted model, not a curated record
AUACAUAUAUGUUUUUGCAUGUAAUGCUGCGUCCUGUGUAUUUCUGCAUCCGUAUACAGACGCAGCAAUGCAAACUUAGUAAUAUUAUACAGAAUGAAAUUAAAUGCGUGCAAGUAAAUUUUCAGCCGGACGUUAAAAUGAUGGAGCAGUAGAAAAUAGUGUAUAAUUUAGUUCUCAAAUGUCGCGAUUUACGCGCUAGAGUCGGGGCUUGUAUAUUAUAUUGCUUUUCACCAUUACGACUUUGCUGCGUCAUGAUGGCUUGGCAACAGGGCAUCAUCGUUUAACGUACAUAAUUCGUAGUGUAAAUUAGUUUUAUCUGUGAUUUAGACGCAGCAGUGAACACGUGAAUAUGAAUGAAAAAAAAGAGAGUCCUACGAAUUCAAGAACAGCAAAAAUAAUGAGCUUAGUAAAGCAUCUAAUAUUUUUACCAAAAUAUGAAACUACCAAAGGAUUAAGUUCAGAAAAUCGGAAUACUGCAAUAACAUUGUUAAGAAAUAAUGAGGGUAAUUUAGACGACGAACAUAAUUCAACUAACUUAGAAAAGGAAAAGAACAUGAAAGGGAUUGUGAAAGUUUUAGAAAAUAAACUGAAAGAUAAAAAAGAAAAUUAUAAUGAGGUGGAAUACAUAGAAAAACAAAAAACAAAGAAUAGCGAAGAGAUUCGGACAGCCCAUUUGAAAGGUAUGGACAACCCUUUUUUGUUGAAAAUGACAGGAUAUUUGCAAUAUAUUUUGUUCAGCUAGAAAUGGGGCACAAUGAAGAUUUUUUAUUUUAAAUUUUAAGAGGAAACAGUAGCGAUUAACAGGUAGCCAAAACGCGUUCCAAGAUUUCGGCUGUAAUUUUAAAUAUUUUUUCGAGAUAUUUGGCACACGUAUUCGUAAUAUAAUAAAGAAUGACGGUACAGAGCCCAAUUUGAAAAAUAUAUUAAUAUGUGGAAAUUACUCUGUAAUUAAAUACAAUA